This is a messenger RNA of Xiphophorus maculatus (southern platyfish), 3411 nucleotides long. RefSeq lists its product as uncharacterized. NCBI's taxonomy places the organism in Eukaryota, Metazoa, Chordata, Actinopteri, Cyprinodontiformes, Poeciliidae. The coding region runs from base 1434 to 2822 and encodes 462 amino acids. The transcript is spliced from 11 exons. The record is from RefSeq and is a predicted model, not a curated record. Gene Ontology annotation, molecular function: transmembrane signaling receptor activity. Gene Ontology annotation, biological process: cell surface receptor signaling pathway.
UAAACGUUGUCCCGUCAUUCUCAGAUAAAACGUUGAUCCUGUUUCAGACGGCUCCAUUUCUCUAGAGACGUUGCAGAGGCAGCAUGUUAUGAAAGGAAGAUUAUUGGACCAAAGCAGAGCAACACAUGGUUCCAGGUUGAGGUCAGGAUGGGGAACACCUCACCCAGGGUUCUGGUCUCACUCUUGCUGAACACACUGCUCUGCUGUGGACAAACUCACUGUAACUUCUGUGAUCCUACAUGUGGAUAUUCAUUGCUUGGUCAGUUUACUGGUAUUAAAAUUGAUUCCACAAUCUGUAGAAAGAGUUAACAAGAUGAUCAAUGAGGUUGUUAACAUGGGCAACAAAUUAUGAUUUUAUUGUGUAUUUAUUAAAAUAAGACAUCAAACAAUGGAUUAAAGGAUCUGCGCUAAAGCAUAAAGCCUUAUUUAACAGUUUUACCCAAAUUGGCUUCUGUUAGGUGGACAGGAAGUGUCAGUUCUCCAUGGUGAAACACAAAAGAUUGAAGUUAGAGGUUUUAAAAUACAAAAAUAAAAACAGUUUUUUUAGGUUGUUUUGAUAAAUUCAGUGCAACUUGUGUCAAAACAAAAGAUAGAUAGCAUUUAUUGUCAUUGAACAGAAUUCAACGAAAUUUCCAUAGCAGCUCCCGUGCAAAAGGUCAAAUAUAUACAGUAUAAUGCAAAAAAUAUUCCUCCGACACACAGAAUGUCAUCAUCAGGCCUGGAAAUCAGCAUGAGAAAGCCUUCUCUGCUCGUGUCAGGCUUGUUGUGCAGCGAUGUCACUUCCUGUGUUUGAACGGUGCAGAUAAAAUGAACAAAAUGUUUGCUUUUGACAGCAUGUGCACCAACUUCUCUUUUUUGUAGUUUUUUUUAACUUAAUUUUAAACUAAUCUUUUACUUGAUGAGAAAAUUCUAUAUAUUAGAAAGUUCACUAAUGUAAUAAUUUGCUAAAUCUGUUAUCUUCAUUCUCUCCUAUUUACAUUAGGUUUUUAAGAAUUUUUUGUUUGUUUUGCACAUCAUAUCUUCCUCUAGUUUUUGAGCAAAUAAAUCUUUUAAGCUAAACUGAACAUGACCUUUAAACAAAUGGUUACCUAAAACCGUUUAACUGGGUUAUGUCUUUUCGUGAGUCACCUUAGUUUAAAGAAGUUAAACUAAGUGUCAAAACACUGUGUGGGAAGUGUCAAGAUAUUUGUGGUAGUACUUAUUCUUUAGCUAUGAUGUUUUUCAGAUGAAGAUAAAAAAAAGUGACCAUGAGCUCACAGAACAGGAAACUAGAGCUGCUGAUCGGAAAUUUUGGUGAUAUGAAAAGAACGUGUUAGUGUCAGAGCUGGACGUUACGAAGCGACACUCUGUGCUUGUUUGUGAACUUUUAACAUUAAUAAUGACAAAAGUUUUAGGUUUUAUUUUAGUGAUGAGUGCACUUCUCUGCUGCGGACAUGCUGAAGGUAUUUUCUCUUUUAUUCUUCAUAUUUAUUUAUAAUCUCAGGAUGAACCACGUCUGUAUAAACUGCAUGAUAAAUGUGCUAAAUGUGUUGUGCUGCGUUUUAGGCGCAAUUCUGACUAUUGAUCCCAACUGGUCGACUUUUCAUCCUGGAGAGAGAGUGACGUUCAUUUGUGACAUGAAUGAAGGCAAAGACACCGACUGGGAAUAUGAGAUAAAAAGAAAUAGAGAACAAAUUCUUCACUCCAACCCACACAAAAGCUUCACAUUACUACCUAUCCAAAUCGAUCACGGUGGUGAAUACCAGUGCUGUGGACACAGGAAGAGCUCUGAUGAUACCAAGUGCAGUGAUACUGUCUCUUUAACUGUCACUGCUCAACCCAGAGCCACACUGACUGCAGGUCCUACAACCAUACCAGUAGGGGGCAGUGUGACACUGAGCUGCUUUCUGCCCCCUACUGGUGGAUGGAAAUACAAAUGGUUCAGAAAGACCAAAAACACACCUGAAGUUCAACUCACUGAUGAAGAAAACAGAGAUAUUAAUGUAGCACAAGCAGGAAUAUACCGAUGUCUGGGAAUGAGAGGAAAUGAAAACUAUCACAGUCUUGUAAGUGACGAAGUCAACAUCACAAUAAGCUUUUCCAAUGAGGUUGUUGUGACUCGACAACCAAACCGGCCUCAGAUGUUCAGUGGUGAGUCGAUCACUCUGACAUGUGAGGUCCAGGGAGGAGAAACCACUGAGUGGACCUGUGAAUGGUGGAGAGAUGGGAAAACUGUAAAAGUGGGAAAUAAUAAACACCUGACUGUCAGUGUUAAUGAGUCCAGCAGUGAAGAGUACAUGUGUCAGUGUAGACGCAGAGACGACUGGUUUUCUGAGACAAAGUGGAGUGAAAAGAUCCCAGUGUCUGUGUCAGUAACAGUGUCCACUCCUGUCAGCUCUUCAUCUGAUGUCCUUAUGAUCAUCGGACCUGUCGGUGGAAUCCUCCUGGUUCUUCUUCUGGUGUUACUGUGGUACUACAGGCGGUCCAAAGAUUUACGCUGCCGCGGGUGGAAGCUGUUAAAAAUCAGCUGCGGAGUAAAUAAUGGAUUCAACAAGAAUGACACUGAUGAGAGCAGCUCUCCUCUGCAUGGUGACGAUCAUAUCUACGAGUCGGUCAACUUCUCAGACUCCAGUGGAAAUGUGGCAGACAAACCCAGAGAUGCAACCUACUCUCUCAUUGAACUGAAAAACUUUGGGAAAGAGAGUAUCCCAAAUGAACCAGUAGAGGGCGCUGUUUACUAUCGUCUGGAAUCAGGAAUGAAAGGUAGGGGGCGCCCUGGAGCAAAAGAAGAGGCUGUUUAUUCUGAAAUCAACUCAGGACCAGAGAACAAUAACACCAUCUAGGUGUAGUUCAGUCUACAGCUUCUAACUCAUGUCAUUUUUGUAGGAUCUAUUGUGACAAGCCAAAUAUUAACCUUUCAUAAAACUGAUUUUAGCUGUUGCUUUGUAUGUGUUAAAAUAAUCCCUCUCAACAUUCCCAGUUAUUUAUUAUUCUGGUAAUUCUGCUUUACUUUGCUUUAAUAUACAGAGUGAGUAUAUUAGUUACACACUCUGUAUAAAAAUACAUGAUUCAUGAAAUCAAACAAAACUUUUCCUGUUUUGAGUUAAUUAAAAUUACUCAAAUUCUUUUUAAUUUCUCAACAGUACAAUGGUAAACAUGGGGGAUAUGUAAAAACACUUCUUUCCUUUAAAUUCAAAAGUUUAUUUUUUUUUUAGUAUUUGGAAGAACUGUCCUUUAACUGUAUGAAUUAGGUAAAUGUGUAAAUUUGGUGUCUUUCUGUUUGCUUCUCAAAGUGGUUUUCUGGAAUUUUAAGCAAAUGUGAGUAGUGGAACAUGAGUAUUUUUAUGAUUAAAGUUCAGUAUUAACAAAUGACAAACAGUACAGACCAAACGUUUGGACACACCUUUUAAUUCAAUGAGUUUCCUUUAUUUU